Messenger RNA from Danio rerio (zebrafish), 5879 nucleotides. Lineage: Eukaryota; Metazoa; Chordata; Actinopteri; Cypriniformes; Danionidae. The record is from RefSeq and is a predicted model, not a curated record.
UACGGAAGUAGUUUGUUUGUCAAACCCAACGAAACUAUCGCGUCACUUUAAGCCCUCAGGUGAAGGAGAUGAGAGGACGCAGUGGAAUUCACUUUAUGCAACUCUGAAAGUUCCAUACAGAACUUUUAUAACUGGAUUAUUCCUUUCAAACUGUCAAGGGGAAAAGACGUGGAUAAACUGAUCCGAACAUCAGACGCGCGCUCGUCUGUUUGGUGCCUUUGGAUCGCAGAACUAGUCCUGGAGAAACAUGAGUUCUGCCGCGUAUGCACAGGAGGGUAAUGGAGGCCCCGAGCAGGUGACAUUCCUGGGGAGUAAUCAGAAGAAAGCAUCAAAUCGAAAGACUGGUAUUGCCAUCGGGGUUAUCAUUGCCCUGCUAGUAGUCGCUGCGGUGGUCGGAUUUCUUGUGUGGCUCUUUGUUGUUAGAACCAAAGAACUUGAAGAUCAGUCCACCAUUGAGAAACACAGCUCAUCAACACUGGUUUACAGCGGACAGAUAAGACUUCUCAAACCAGAGUUCAACCCAGCAUACGAGAACCCAGAGACUCCACAAUUCCAACAAGCAGCGAAAGACUUGGAAACAAUUAUGAACGACACAUUUACCAGAGAUCCUAUACUUUCCAAAUACUACACCAAGUCUGUGAUCACCGCCUUCAGUGAAGGAACCAUCGCGUAUCAUUGGUCUCAGUUUGAUGUUCCUGAGAUGGACCAGGAGAUGGUCCCACAGGUGUCAGAGGAGCGCGUUGUCGAGGCUCUUCGGAGGAGCAUCCGGCAGGAGGGCAGACGUGAAGGGAAAGUUGCAGUAACUGCCACCGACAUCACUGCUUCAACCACAGACCCUCGGAUGGCCAGGGACCCCAACUCUAAAAACUGCUUUUUCUCUCUCACCGCUGACCCCACCACCAAAGAGUUCUCGUCUCCAGGAAACCCUAAGUCAUACCCAGCUUACUCCCGAUGCCAGUGGCAGAUCCGCGCCAAUAAAGGCUCCGCCAUCAUUGUCAAGUUCAAGACCUUCAACAUCGAGGAUGACUGUUACAAUGACUUUGUGGCGAUUUAUGACUCUCUAAGUCCUGACCGCUCUCGUGCCAUCACAAAACAGUGUGGUCUUCGUCCACCUACAAAUCCUCUUGAGGUGGUUUCUUCUGGUAAUCUUAUGCUUGUCAACCUGGUUACAGAUGAAGUCCGGAAACCAGGAUUCAGAGCAACUUACAAUGCAAUUCCCAUUACUCCAGCUGGGAGGUGUGGGCAAAGUUUGACUGAUAGUACAGGAGAGUUUACUUCUCCUUAUUUUCCAAGUUUCUAUCCUCCCUCGGUGGAUUGCAGCUGGAAUAUUAAAGUUCCUGAGGGCAAAAACAUAAAGAUUGAGUUCAAUAUGUUCCGUUUGAAAGAGCCGGGGGUGGACCCUAACAACUGUAACAAAGACUACAUAGAGGUGCUUGGUCAAAAGUAUUGUGGGGAGAAGAGUAGACUUGUUAUCUCUAGCAAGUCUAAUGUCUUGGAAGUAAAGUUUCAUUCGGAUGAAUCCUACACUGAUAAGGGGUUCAAGCUCACUUACACCGCAUUUGACCCUGUAAACCCUUGCCCUGGUCAGUUUGCUUGCAGUUCAGGCUAUUGUAUCAGAAAAGAGCAGCUCUGCGACGGCUGGAACGACUGCCAAGACAUGAGCGAUGAGAAAAAUUGCAAGUGUAAUGAGGAUCAGUUCACUUGCAGCAAUGGCCUCUGUAGGCCUCAGUUCUUUGUUUGUGACAGAGCGAAUGACUGCGGCGAUAACAGUGAUGAGAAAGACUGUGACUGUGGCAGAGCACAGGUGAGGUGUGGCAACGGCGCCUGCAUCAUGCAGGAUUUUGUUUGCGAUGGAAAAAAUGACUGUCUUGAUGGAAGUGAUGAGGUCUCCUGUGCAGCAUCGCCUGGUGUCUGCAAUGAUUUCUCCUUCAAGUGUAAAAACAAGCAAUGCGUAAACAAAGUGAAUGCGGAAUGCGAUCGUGAAGAUGAUUGCUCAGAUGGCUCGGACGAACAAGGAUGUGACUGCGGGACUCGGCCAUACAAGCAUAACCGUAUUGUGGGUGGUCAGAACGCAGAUGUGGGUGAAUGGCCGUGGCAGGUCAGUCUUCAUUUCAAGACCCAAGGACACGCUUGCGGAGCCUCGAUCAUCUCCAACAAAUGGCUGUUGUGUGCUGCCCACUGCUUCAUCCAACCUGAUCCAUCAUACAAGAUGACAUCCAGCUGGAUUACGUACAGUGGGCUGCGGGACCAGAACACCCAUGACAAAUCGGUUCAAAUGCGAGAUUUGAAGACCAUCAUCACCCACCCAAACUACAACGAUUUGACCAAUGACUAUGAUAUCUCUCUCCUCGAACUGAGCCAGCCGCUGAACUUCAGCAACACUGUGCAUCCCAUCUGCCUUCCAGCGACGAGCCACGUCUUCACAGCCGGCAGCUCCUGCUUUGUGACGGGCUGGGGGACGCUUCGAGAGGGAGGAAGCGCGGCUCAAAUCCUUCAGAAAGCAGAAGUAAAGGUGAUUAAUGAUACAGUGUGCAACAUGGUGACCGAAGGUCAGGUGACCUCUAGAAUGAUGUGCAGCGGCUACCUUUCUGGAGGUGUGGAUGCUUGUCAGGGAGAUUCGGGUGGCCCUCUUGUGUGUCUUUCCGAAGGUGGCAAAUGGUUCCAGGCUGGCAUAGUGAGCUGGGGAGAAGGCUGCGCUCGGAGGAACAAGCCUGGCGUUUACACGCGUGUCACCAAACUGCGGGAAUGGAUCCGUGAAAUCACAUCCUUAUAGUGGAGCCUGGACCUGCAAUCACAGCGACAACCAAAGCAGAAAAACCGAAAUGUUCAGUGGCAGCACAUUUUAGGAAAGUUUGUGAACUGCACGCACACAAAGUUAAAGCAACACUCCAAAUAGUUUUGCAAAUAGGCUUCUUUUACAAGUAAGCUAAAGUUAAACCGUAUCUAAUUUUUAUUCCAUUCAGCCAAUCUCUGGGUCUGGGGAAGAACUUUUAGCUUAGCUUACCUUAGCAUAGCCAUUGGGUUUUCUGAUGAGUGUGUUGUUAGGUAAAGGAGUAAACUUUUUAGCGAAUGUUUAUUGCUGUCAUUUGUGUUUAUUUUAAUUGUAAUCUUAAAAUAUACUGAUUUUACUGUCAAAACGUAAACAAGAUUUAGCUUAGCUUAGCAUAGCCGUUGGGUUUUCCGAUGAGUGUGGAUUGUCAUUACUGAGGGAGUAAACUUUUUAGUGAAUGUGCAUAUAGUUGUCAUUUGUGUUUAUUUUAGUAGUAAUCUCAACAUAUGCUGAUUUUACUGUCAAAACAGGAAGAACUUUUAGGUUAGCUUAGCAUAGCCGUUGGGUUUUCUGAUGAGUGUGGAGCGUCAAUAGGUAAGAAGUAAACUUUUUAGCGAAUGUACAUUAUUGUCAUUUGUGUUUAUUUUAAUAGUAAUCUCAAAAUAUGCUGAUUUUACUGUCAAAUGGGGAGAACUUUUAGCUUAGCUUAGCAUAGCCGUUGCGUUUUCUGAUGAGUGUGGAGCGUCAUUAGGUAAGAAGUAAACUUUUUAGCGAAUGUGCAUUGUUGUUAUUUGUGUUUACCUUAAUAGUAAUCUUAACAUAUGCUGAUUUUACUGUCAAAAUUGGGAGACCUUUUAGCUUCGCUUAGCUUAGCAUAGCCAUUGGGCUGUCUGAAGAGUAUGGAGCGUCAUUACAUAAGGAGUAAACUUUUUAGUGAAUGUACAUUGCUGUCAUUUGUGUUUACCUUAAUAGUAAUCUCAGCAUAAACUGACUUUACUGUCAAAACAGGGAGAACUCUGAGCUUAGCUUAGCUUAGCAUAGCUGUUGAGUUUUCUGAGUGUGAAGCAUUGUUUUGGUAAGGAGUAAACUUUUUAGCGAAUGUACAUUGCUGUCAUUUGUGUUUAUUUUAAUAGUAAUCUCAAAAUAUGCUGAUAUGACUGUCAAAACAUUGCUAAUUUGACCCCGUAUGAAAGCAAAAUGUUGCUAAUUUGACCCAGUAUGGGAGCAGGUAUGGCACAAGAUAACCUAAAGGAGUUUUGAAGUUUUAGGACUUUUAAAAUAAUAUAGUGUUUUUUCUACUGCAUAUAAAAUAAGCACUGAUUAUUUUAGAGUAACAUAAAUUCAAGUUUAAAUCAGCUAGCCUAAAAGUGAUUCUCCUUGACCUUAUUUUAUAUCAAUAUUUGUGGAUAGUAGGCCUAUGUACAGUAUGCACUCAAUGGCUGGACUUACGACUUUCCAUUUUAUGUUAUUCACAUAUUAUUACUACAGCUAUGGGGGAAAAAUAUGAGAUUACUAUAGAAUUCCCAGUGUCUUUGUAUUUGCUAUGUUAAUAAUAUAUAUAUUUUUUUUUUGAGUAAAAUAAUAUUUUUUGGUAGUAUAAAUCUCUAAAGAAUCAAGAGUUUUGUUUUUUCUAUUUAAAAGUUGACUCAUCUUCUGUAGUUACAUCGUGUACUGAUACUGAUAGAAACUGAAAAGUGACAUUGCUGGAAACUAUUUCAAGUGUGCAUAAUAUUGCGGCUGCUGCAGCCAUGGUACAGCAGCAAACAUUCCUUAUUAUUAUGCUGGAAUGAGAGUAUAGUUUCUAGCCAUAUCAGUCUAGAAAAUAGCAACUUUUCAUUUCCAGUUGAUCGUAGUACACAAUGUAAGUACAGAAGUGUAAUGACUUAAAUAAGAAUUAUCAAAACUCAUUUUAUAUCUUUUUUUAGUGAGAUGCUAAUGGUCUAAUCUGUUUUAAUGAUCUAUGCUAAGCUAAGCUAAUAGUGCUCCUGCCAGACCAGGAGAUCGGCUGACAUUUAGAUUCAAGUACAUUCAGAUUCCACUAAAAUGAGGUUAUAUGUGAAUAUGAUGAACUGUUACACUCAUUUACCAACUGCUUUGUCUCACAGAUGUAUCGCUUCCAGGCGUUCAUAUCAGAAUCCUUGAAUAAGUAACUUUUAUAAAUGUCACUUGGAGAUCAAGCUGUUCUAUAAUGAGACUGGCCUGAUAGACGUCAUGUUGUUAUCUUUUUGAAUGAACUUUCCCAUGCUCAAAAUGUGCCUUUCUUUCCAGAAACUACACUGUGUAUCUAUUCAGGAACAAUGGCUCUUGUGUAGCUGAAGUUCCAGUGCCUGUUUUAUUUUUUAUUUCUUUCUCUCUUUUAGUGAAGGUCAAAAGCUUCUUUGCAAUCUAGAAAUUCCUGUAAGCAUCCCACUCAGGCUGACCUUCCUUCCUCACAUCUGUGUGAUCUCAGGACCUCUGUGCCGAAGCUCUAAAAUGGAGGAUUAGGUAAAAAUAGGAGAUUUCCGUCAUCCAUUUGCCAAUACAACCAAGGCCAACAUGGGUCACUCACUUCUGCUGCAUGUUAAAGUUCCAGCCAAUCAAUGUCAAAGCUGCUGGCGGAAACACCCAGCAGAAUGGUCUCUCCUUCAAAGGGUCCCGAAUUAUUGAGGAAUCUAUAAUGCCGAUUCCUCAUAAGCUUGGCAAGUUUCUUUCCCAUGGAAAGUCCACUUGCUUAGUAUGAUUUUUUUUAGGGUUUUGACUUAAUUUCCCAGUAUAGGCACAAGAGAGACGUAAGCUGUAUUUUCAGAGUUGUCAAACAAGAGAUGAUAUAUUUAUAUACUACCAGAGUUUCAUAUAGGAUCAUGAUGCAGUUUAAUCUUCUGAGGGCUUGUUAGGCUUGGAUUUUUAAAUAUAGCUUCAACCAAAAUUGAUUGUUAAAUUGUAAGUGUUUAUUGCUUUUAAAUGUCUGGGUGACUAACAUUUGUAAAUAUUUCACAUGCUCUUAUUAAUAUAGUGGAAUACUUGGUGCUUUCUCUUCAGUUUUGUUGCAUUUUGUAUUUUAAACGUUUUUUUUAAUGUAUUCAGAUUUUACAACACUGUCUUGACAAAUAAAAUAUGUGGUGGUUUUACA